Messenger RNA from Colletotrichum truncatum, 2064 nucleotides. RefSeq names its product arsenite efflux transporter. The record is from RefSeq and is a predicted model, not a curated record. NCBI's taxonomy places the organism in Eukaryota, Fungi, Ascomycota, Sordariomycetes, Glomerellales, Glomerellaceae. Gene Ontology annotation, biological process: transmembrane transport. Gene Ontology annotation, cellular component: membrane.
AUGGAGUCAGACAUCAGUAUUGAGACUCACCAGAUCAAGGAGUGGAGAUCUAUCGUCACCCUCAUUGUCUUUUGCUUCGCCAACAUUGUUGUUCUGUUCCCCUUUCACAUACCGAUCGCCAUUCCUGUGCAACUCUCCAACUUCGUUCUAGAUUCACUGAGCAGCUUGCGAGUAAUAUCGCCGAGAGAAUAUGAUCUUCAUGAAAGCAAGGGCCAGAAGACGAAGAAGUUUGUCUGGCUGAAAUUUCCCAUGAACUCUGUCACGGCACCUCUGAUCGCAGACCUCUUUCUUCUUGCCAUCCUGGCCAUUGGUAGGAAGGAAGUCAGCGAUGGCACUCUGGGAGACAACGGCAUUUUCCCUCUCGAUAUCAUGAUAUUCUUUAUUACCUUAGCAUAUAUCGCCAUAUCAAUCGACGCUUCGGGUCUCAUCCGUUAUCUUGCCUUGAAGGUGCUCCAGUGGGGAGGCAAGGUCGGUCAUCGGCUGUUCUUCUAUUUGUACGCCUUCUUCUUUGGUUUGGGAUCCUUCAUCGGCAACGAUCCUAUCAUUCUCUCGGGCACGGCGUUUCUUGCCUACAUGACGCGAGUAUCGACCAACAUUAAGCAUCCGAGAGCCUGGAUCUUUACUCAGUUUGCCAUUGCCAACAUUGCCUCGGCCAUCCUCGUCUCGUCCAACCCCACCAAUCUUGUGCUCGCUGGAGCUUUCAACAUUAAAUUUAUUGAGUAUACCGCGAACAUGGUUGUCCCGGUCGUCAUAACCGCCCUUGUCUUAUUUCCUUUCCUCUUGUACAUCAUCUUCGCGAAUGAAGGUCUUAUUCCUGUCUCGAUUCACAUGUGGGAGCUUCCAGCAGAAGCGAGAUUGAAACCGGUGAACCCCAACAUCCCCAACGCAAGAAACACCAUACCUGAGGGGGAUGAAAGUCAGACAAAUGGCGAUGAGGGUAAGCUACUCUCUCUUAUUGAAAUCAUGAACCCCUUCCUUGAUAAGAAAGGAGCGGCGUUCGGUGCAGUACUCAUGUCAGCAACCCUCGUCACUGUCCUAGCCCUCAACGCCGCCAGCGUGAAAACCAAAGACGAUGAACACCUUCAGGUUUUUUGGGUUACUCUACCGGCCGCAUUUAUCAUGCUAUGUUGGGAUCUGGCAUUUGGUUGGGCUAGUCGAGAAGAAACUCGCGCGAUUGCUCGGAGAGGACGGGAAGAGCUCGAACGUGUCCGAAUCGAGAGAGCAACGAGGGAAGAGGAGAAUAGAAGGCGUUCAGAACGGGGAGGACGAUAUUCCACAGAAAUGCACACAAUGCAUUCCUACCGAGAAGGACGACGCUCCACUGGCGGGGCUACGGAGAUGUUCCCAAUGAGACGAACCCGUUCCAGAGAUUCCCAGCCAGAGAUCCGCGUUCAAGACACUAAUAUUGCCGAUACCGACGACAGGCUGAAAAGCCCGGAUUACGACAGUCCACCUUUCAGUCCUGGAAGAGGGCUCACGCCUCUGCUUACGCUUACACCUGCCGGUGCCAUGUCAGGAGGAGACAAUACACCGGCCCCAGAACCCAGCCCUCGUUUGAACUCAUCUUUGUCAACUGUUGCUGGGAACACCCUUAAUCCAGACAGUAGCCGGCCAUCGAGCAGCGGAUUCAGCAUGGCCGCCAAAGGAGACGGCGUGUCUCCUCCGAACAAUUCAAGCUCGCUGCCACAGGGCAUCCUGCUCCCGGAAUUAAGCUCCCCUGUGUCUGAGAAGGAGCCAACAGACCUGAGAGAAACCACGGUACGCCCCAGAAGAACACACCAAAAUCGUGACCGGGCUACGCUCGUGUCAAUUUGCAGAGACGGGUACCGAUGGUCGCAGGAGACGUUCCCGACCGUUAUGGUCGUCCUAUCGCAUCUGCCAUUCGCCCUCGUCCCCUUUGCCUUUGCAAUGUUCGUCCUUGUCCAGGCGCUGGUCACAAAAGGCUGGGUUCCGGUAUUCGCUUACGGAUGGGACCAUUGGGUAGAAAAGACAGGAACUAUUGGUGCCAUUGGCGGCAUGGGAUUCCUCUCGGUAAUUCUUUGCAAUGUGAGUUUGCGUUCGUAG